UUUUGUAAAUCGUGCUAUUUUUCAUUAAUUUAAAUAAAGAUAGUGUGUUCAUCGGCGUUAUUGUAUGGUUAUUAAAGUUAUGCAUAAAGCAAACAAGGCUGCGGUCUACACAGACUGAAGUUGAAGGAAAACCAUUUUAGGCUUUUAAUGUAAUAGUAGAAUUAGCUUCUAAAUUGUUUAAAACCAAUGAAAACCAGUAGAAGACAUGCUAUUUGCAUGGCAUCCGAUUUCUUCUAUCCCAACACGGGAGGUGUUGAAGAGCAUAUAUAUAACUUGUCACAGUGCUUGAUCAAAAAUGGUCACAAAGUAAUUGUUAUUACUCACUGUUAUGGAGACCGUGUAGGGGUGAGGUAUUUAACUGGAGGGCUCAAAGUUUACUACUUACCUAUACGAGUUUUCUACUCACAGUGUGCAUUGCCUACUAUGAUAUGUAAUAUAGCAUUAGUCAGGUACAUUUUAAUCAGAGAGUGCAUUCAGAUCGUACACGGUCAUUCAGCAUUCAGUGUACUGGCCCACGAAGUGUCCAUCAUCGGCAAGCUUAUGGGUCUAAAGACAGUGUUCACGGAUCAUAGUCUGUUUGGAUUUGCCGAUAUGUCUGCAGUACUCACCAAUAAAUAUUUACAAAUGUGUUUGUGUGAGUGUGAUCAUUGCAUCUGUGUGUCUCACACCGGCAAGGAGAACACUGUGUUGCGAGCCAAGGUAAAAGCACACAAGGUAUCAGUCAUACCUAAUGCAGUGGAUGCUUAUACAUUUACUCCUGAUCCGAGCAAAAGAGAUAAAAAUGUAAUCACUAUAGUAAUUGUUUCUAGGCUGGUUUACAGGAAAGGAGUAGAUUUAAUGGCUGCCGUGAUCACUGAGUUGUGCUCACAGAACCCUAACAUCAGAUUCAUUGUUGGAGGUGAUGGGCCGAAGAUGUGGCUGUUGCAAGAAGUGCGAGAGAGGAAGGGCUUCCAAGACUGUGUCACACUACUAGGAAGUUUAAAACACUCUGAAGUGAGAGAUGUACUAGUCAAAGGAGAUAUAUUUCUGAAUACUUCCCUCACUGAAGCGUAUUGUAUGGCCAUAGUCGAAGCUGCCGCUUGCGGUUUGAAGGUUGUAUCUACCAGAGUGGGCGGCAUACCUGAGGUGUUACCUGAAAACAUGAUAUACCUGACGGAACCCAAUGUAGACAGUAUUAUUGGAGGUCUAGAACUUGCUAUAAGUGAUUUGAAACAGGGCAAUUUUCUUUGUCCUUAUAAGUGCAAUAUAAUGAUAAGAAACAUGUACAACUGGAUGGAUGUCAGUCGUAGGACAGAGAUUGUGUAUGACAAGAUUUUGUUGAACAAAAAUAAACCGCUGGGACAGCAGUUACGCAGCUACCUCACAUGCGGAGUCUGGCCAUUCCUCUUAGUGAUUAGUUUAAUGUAUUUAUUACUGAGACUUGUUGAAAAAAUUUACAAAAGAAAGCAUAUAGAUAUUGCCAAAAAUUUAAAAAUAUGA
Molecule: messenger RNA, 1479 nt
Organism: Aricia agestis (brown argus)
Lineage: Eukaryota; Metazoa; Arthropoda; Insecta; Lepidoptera; Lycaenidae
Gene: PIG-A
Product: phosphatidylinositol N-acetylglucosaminyltransferase subunit A
Exons: 1
Coding region: 187-1479 (430 amino acids)
Biological process (GO): GPI anchor biosynthetic process
Cellular component (GO): glycosylphosphatidylinositol-N-acetylglucosaminyltransferase (GPI-GnT) complex
Molecular function (GO): phosphatidylinositol N-acetylglucosaminyltransferase activity
Source: RefSeq, a predicted model, not a curated record